AUGUCUCCCGCCAUCACUGUUGACACGCUUCCAUCACGGCAACCAGACCUCAAGGCAGCAAAGGACCACCACGUCGGCAGUCCGCCAACGAGUUUCAAAAACCCAUGGCCAUCAUACCACGGGAUCGCGAUGGGCGACGCUUUCAAAGCAAGGUUUGGCAACCAUCCGGAGAAGAACUUCGUACCCGUACCCCAAGGCCCUGACGGCUCUCGCUCGGAUCAGCUCGUCAAAGUGCGGCAACCAGAUUGGGGAUUAGAGAAGAAGGACCGCUUGAGAUCGACGUGGAUAGGCCAUGCUUCGUUUCUUGUUGAGACUCCCGCCUCCAACAAUGCCGAUCGAGGAGUACGGAUCCUUUUUGACCCCGUCUUCAGCGAACGAACGAGUCCAGUUGGCUUUUUGGGUCCGAAGCGGUACUCUCCUACGCCAUGUGCUGUCUCAGACCUCCCGGAAGUGGACAUCGUCUGCAUAAGCCACAACCACUACGACCACUUGGACUACUACACAAUAAUAGAACUCUACCGGACACGGAAGGAGAAGAUCCACUUCUUUGUGCCGCUGAACGACAAAGCAUGGUUCGUGAAGCACAUAUGUCCCGCCCAGCAAGUAACAGAACUCGACUGGUGGCAGAGCUGCAAAGUCCAGAUCGAGGAUAUCGGAGCUGUCACCAUGACCUGUACACCAUCGCAGCACGGCUCCUCUCGGACAGGCUGGGACAAAGAUCGUUCGCUCUGGUGCUCGUGGACGGUGGAAAUGCAGAACCACAAAUUAUUCUUCGCUGGCGACACAGCCUAUCAAGCAGUUGACACGCCGUCGCCUUGUCCCGCUUUUGAGCAAGUGGGCGAAACGUUCGGUGGCUUCGAUCUGGCCAUGCUGCCAAUCGGCCUUUUCAAGCCGCAAUCAUUCAUGGGAGGAGUGCAUGCUUCGCCUGAGCAGUCUUUGCAGAUUCACAAGGAGAUCAACUCGAAGCUAAGCAUCGGUAUGCAUUAUGGGACUGUGCGAGGUGGGAUCUCUGGACAGUUUGAGGACGUCACGGAGCCGCCGAGACGGUGGAGGGAGGCUGCUGAGAAAGAAGGCUUGUGGAGUGGUGGUGGGAUCGAGGGGCGAGGACAAGCGGUUGACGUUGGAAAGGCGGGUGUUGGUCUGUGCGACAUUGGAGAGACGGUGGCUAUUUGA
This is a messenger RNA of Saxophila tyrrhenica, 1173 nucleotides long. RefSeq lists its product as uncharacterized. Gene Ontology annotation, biological process: N-acylethanolamine metabolic process; N-acylphosphatidylethanolamine metabolic process. Gene Ontology annotation, cellular component: cytoplasm; membrane-bounded organelle. Lineage: Eukaryota; Fungi; Ascomycota; Dothideomycetes; Mycosphaerellales; Extremaceae. Bases 1 to 1173 code for a protein of 390 amino acids. The transcript has a single exon. Gene Ontology annotation, molecular function: N-acylphosphatidylethanolamine-specific phospholipase D activity. The record is from RefSeq and is a predicted model, not a curated record.